This is a messenger RNA of Argiope bruennichi, 1201 nucleotides long. RefSeq names its product programmed cell death protein 6-like. Lineage: Eukaryota; Metazoa; Arthropoda; Arachnida; Araneae; Araneidae. The transcript has 8 exons. Bases 240 to 770 code for a protein of 176 amino acids. Gene Ontology annotation, molecular function: calcium ion binding. The record is from RefSeq and is a predicted model, not a curated record.
CAGAAACUGUGUAAUAUGUACUUAGGUGCUUGUUUCCGAUAGAAAUAUUUGUAGGUGAUAUAAACAAAGUGUUUGGCUGGCUACAGUACGACAGAGAAAAUUUAAGUAUAUUUUUCUCUGUAUUAAGUGAAUUAUAUAUCUAGUAUCUUCUAUUUCUAAGUACAGAAUAUUACACAUUGUGUUCAUAAUUGCUUGAUAGAAAAAAGGAGGUUUACUGAAUUCGAAAUUACUCAAGAAUCAUGGCUACUCCUGUACCUGAUAGACAGUACUUAUGGAACAUUUUUCAGGGAGUUGACAAAGAUAGAAGUGGACAGAUAUCAGCCACAGAGCUACAAACGGCUCUAUCAAAUGGAACAUGGCGUCCUUUUAAUCCUGAAACAGUGAGAUUGAUGAUUGGCAUGUUUGAUAGAGAUGGUAGUGGGACAAUAAAUUUUGAAGAAUUUUGUCAUCUUUGGAAAUAUAUUACUGACUGGUUGAAUUGUUUUAAAAGUUUUGAUAGAGAUAAUUCUGGAACUAUUGACAAAACGGAAUUACAAACUGCAUUUUCUUCUUUUGGUUUUCGUCUUUCGGAUGCAUUUUACGAUCUGAUCGUGAAGAAAUUUGAUAGAAAUCAAGCAAAUUCUAUAACAUUUGAUGAUUAUAUACAAGUGUGUGUAACUUUACAGUCUUUAACAGCUGCCUUCAGAAGCCAUGACAAAGAUAUGACUGGUGUAAUUACUAUUGGAUAUGAAGAAUUUUUAAUGAUGGUGGUUCGGACAAUGUUUCAGUAACCCAGUUUGAUAUGUUUAUAAGUACUUUAACUUCCACUCCAGUCUUCAUAAUUGAUUCCAGCUGGUGAAACUUUUUGUUACAUCAUUUUUGAGCAAUUUCUUUUGUUGAAUUGCGUAUAUUUCCAUAAAACUGUUUUUUUUCCCGCUUGUUUUGUUCUUCAGGAAGGAUUAAAUCUUCUGAAUGUAUUUGUUUCCAUUUAUAUUGUACUAUUUUAAAUGUUUUAUUGAUCUGAAAUUAGAUGUGAAAAAAAAGGGUACUUUUGUAUUAUAGUGCUUGGCUUAUAAAAAUAAAAUGAAAAACUGCUUUAACAUCAUAUUGCGGAUUUAUGAUAAAUCAAUUCUGUAAAAAUUGUUAGAAUACAGAUAAAGUAAUUUAUUUUUAUACGCAUUUCUUUAAAUUUUUAAAUUGUAGAGUUAAAAUUAUUCAUGUC